This is a messenger RNA of Peromyscus leucopus (white-footed mouse), 3240 nucleotides long. RefSeq names its product heterogeneous nuclear ribonucleoprotein L like (gene Hnrnpll). The record is from RefSeq and is a predicted model, not a curated record. Gene Ontology annotation, cellular component: nucleus. Gene Ontology annotation, biological process: regulation of RNA splicing; mRNA processing. NCBI's taxonomy places the organism in Eukaryota, Metazoa, Chordata, Mammalia, Rodentia, Cricetidae. Gene Ontology annotation, molecular function: mRNA binding. The transcript is spliced from 13 exons. The coding region runs from base 431 to 2263 and encodes 610 amino acids.
GGGAGGGCGGGAGCUCUGGGCUGAGGGAUUCGAUCCCGCCUGGCGGCAGUCAAGGCGGGGAAGCGGAUUAGGGAGGAGGGAAGACCGGAAGCCACGGCCCGGGCUCCCCCAUCCUUACUUUCGCGUCGUUUCCCUCCUCCUCCUCCUCCUCCCUCCUCGCCCCGGGGCUGGGAGAGAGCUUGCGAAGCUGGCGGAGGGAGAAGAAGCUGGAGGCCGGCUGGGAGAUAAAGGGAAGCGUCCGCUCAGCCCGCGCUCCCUCCUCAGCCACGGGCUCCUGGAGCGCGCGGCGGCGGCGGCGGCAGCGGAGGCGGCGGCGGCGGCAGGGGACGACGACGCCGGGGCCGCUCCGAGGCGCGCUGAGGCGGCGGGGACGGAUCGGCGACAUCUGAGGCCCGGCUCCCACGCCGCCGCCACCACCUCGGCCGCCGCCAUGUCCUCCUCCACCUCCUCGUCCUCCCCGAAGGAGGAGACGUACGAGGAGGAGGACCGGGAGUUCGAGAGCCAGGCCAAGCGCCUCAAGACCGAGGAAGGAGAGAUCGGCUACUCGGCGGAGGAGAGCGAGACUACUCGCCAGGAAGCGACGCCUCAGGCCGGGAGCGACAGCGACGGCGGCGGCGGCGGCGGUGGAGGCGGCGACGGCGGCGAAGGAGGCAGCGGCGGCGGCGGCGGCGACGAAGAAGACGAGGGCGACGAAGGCGACGGCGGAGAAGAAGAAGGUGACGGCGACGAAGGCGACGACGGCGAUGAAGGAGGGAGCGGCGGCGACGAAGGCGGCAGCGGCGGCGGCGGCGGCGGCGGCCCCCGGAGCGUGCCCCAGUCCAUGGAAGGAGGUGGAAGUCAUCAUAAAGUUUCUGUCUCCCCUGUUGUGCAUGUCCGAGGGCUCUGUGAGUCGGUGGUGGAAGCUGACCUUGUGGAGGCGCUGGAGAAAUUUGGGACAAUAUGCUACGUGAUGAUGAUGCCGUUUAAACGACAGGCUCUAGUGGAGUUUGAAAAUGUAGAUAGUGCCAAAGAGUGUGUGACAUUUGCUGCAGAUGAGCCUGUGUACAUUGCUGGCCAACAGGCUUUCUUCAACUAUUCUACAAGUAAAAGAAUCACUCGGCCAGGAAACACUGAUGAUCCCUCAGGGGGCAACAAAGUUCUCCUGCUCUCCAUUCAGAAUCCUCUUUAUCCAAUCACAGUGGAUGUUCUAUAUACAGUAUGCAACCCUGUUGGAAAAGUACAACGUAUUGUUAUAUUCAAGAGAAAUGGGAUACAAGCAAUGGUUGAGUUUGAGUCAGUCCUUUGUGCCCAAAAAGCUAAAGCAGCACUCAAUGGAGCUGAUAUAUAUGCCGGAUGUUGCACACUAAAAAUUGAAUAUGCAAGGCCAACUCGUCUAAAUGUGAUUAGGAAUGACAAUGACAGUUGGGACUACACUAAGCCUUAUUUGGGAAGACGAGAUAGAGGAAAGGGUCGCCAGAGACAAGCCAUUUUGGGAGAUCAUCCUUCUUCGUUUAGACAUGAUGGCUAUGGAUCUCAUGGUCCAUUGUUGCCUUUACCAAGUCGUUACAGAAUGGGCUCUAGAGAUACACCUGAACUUGUUGCUUAUCCAUUACCACAAGCUUCUUCCUCUUACAUGCAUGGAGGAAGUCCCUCUGGCUCCGUUGUAAUGGUUAGUGGAUUACACCAGCUCAAAAUGAAUUGUUCAAGAGUCUUCAACCUGUUCUGCCUGUAUGGAAAUAUCGAAAAGGUAAAAUUUAUGAAGACCAUUCCUGGCACAGCACUUGUAGAAAUGGGUGACGAGUAUGCUGUAGAAAGAGCUGUCACACACCUUAAUAAUGUCAAACUCUUUGGGAAAAGACUUAAUGUUUGUGUAUCUAAACAACAUUCAGUUGUUCCAAGUCAAAUAUUUGAGCUGGAGGAUGGUACAAGUAGCUACAAAGAUUUUGCAAUGAGUAAAAAUAAUCGCUUUACAAGUGCUGGCCAAGCAUCUAAGAAUAUAAUCCAGCCACCCUCCUGUGUGCUGCAUUAUUAUAAUGUUCCACUGUGUGUCACAGAGGAGACCUUCACAAAGUUGUGUAACGACCACGAGGUCCUUCCGUUCAUCAAAUACAAAGUGUUCGACGCCAAAGCUUCUGCUAAAACCCUGUCAGGGUUGUUGGAGUGGAAAUGCAAGACUGACGCCGUGGAAGCCCUCACUGCACUCAACCACUACCAGAUCCGAGUCCCAAAUGGUUCCAACCCCUAUACAUUGAAGCUUUGCUUUUCUACAUCAUCCCAUUUAUAAGAAGAGAAGAGCAUGUUAAAUUUACGUUCAUCUUUAUUACAGUUUUAAAGCUAUACUUCAUUAAAAAUAUUCUAAAAUGGUUGAUCUAAUGUUGCCUUGCUUACUAUAAGAUCCUGUUCUGUAAUAAACAUAUUUUGCCUCAAGUAAAUUUGUUGUUAACUUAAAUAUUGUUUUCAUCUUAAGAUAGAAUACCAUAAUGUAGACUGUCUACAGGUUCAUUGUAGAUUUUUACAAAGGUAUGAUUUCUAACAUUAUUACAAAAUUUGUUCCGUGGUAAAAUAUAUUUGCAUUCUUAGUGCUAAUUUGUUGCAAAUGUUUUCCCAUUGUGUUUGAGAUUAAUGCAGGUGAAAGUAUUGCGUUUUAAUACAGAAUUCCUACAAUAGAAGAUUGAAUGUUAUAGUUACUCAUUAAACAUAAUUUGUAUUUAUUAUUUUAAACAAAUUUGGGAAUGAUAUUGCAUUUGUUGACUUUCCAGAAGUACAGAUUUAGCUGAUUUCAAUUUCUAAAGGCUUCAUAGACAUGAGCACACUUGUACGGUAUGCAUUCAAACUCAAAUUGGUGUGUUUCUUUUCAAAAGUCAUCAUCCAUUUGUAUUGACAUGUUUCUGUUUUAGUUCCAUUUUGGAGGUUUUAUAAAGUUAUAAUAAUAAGUUAAUGUGUUCAUCUUCAUUAUUUUGCAUGUGACCCAGUCUUAAAAGUACAUGUAGUAUUUGACAUUGAUAUUUUAAUACUAUAGAAGUUAAAAUUAAUAAUAAUUCCUCUUCUAUAUAAUAAUUUGGGUCCCAUAGAUGGGUUUCAGAGAACUUGUUAGCCCUCCCAAAAUUGUGUGUAGAAUUUGGGAUAUUUGCAUUUUUAUUUCUUAAUCUUUGAUCCAUCAUAAUAUAUGUAUUUUUCUAUAUGGUGUAAGAUUUAAGAAUUUUAUUUUUGAUCAAACAGCUAUUUGUCUCAACACCAUUUAUUAAACAUUCUCCCUCUGGA